CAAAUGCACACCUAGUGUUUGUGGUUUGGCUUCGUUUACAAGGUUAAAAUUUGCCAAAGGAUAGUUAUGUUCCAAGCAAAUGAAGAUAAAAAUCAUGAAAGCUUGCGGCAUUUGUUCUGAUGGAUCUUCAUGUCGGCAUUCCCCUUCUGUCAGAGUAAAGAAGCCAGGCUCGCAUGUCAAACACCUACGCUGGAUGCACAUACUUCUGCUGGUCAUCCUCCUGGCAGGUCAGGCCUCCUGUGAUGAGACGUCUGCUGCUCUUUCCCCUCUUUCCAUUCCUACCAAUGCACAGACUUCAGUAUACUACUUUGUUGUUGUCACUGUGGAUGGACAGAAGAAUGAAUCAGAAAUCACUGCCUGGCUUAGCCAGGUGUUCCACAACAAGCUGCAGAGCUGCGUGCCUCCAAACCAUGAAGAAACAACUGCCACACCUACCUCUCUACAAACCACAUCUGCAAACACUUCAUAUGACACGACACUCAUGACGACCGCGACAACAUUGCAAAGCUAUAAUACUACUAUGGCAACUACAACAUUGCAGAGCAACAACACAAGUACAGCUGCAACAACAACAACGUUACUGAGCAACAACACAACUACAGCUGCAACAACCACAACGUUACUGAGCAACAACACAACUACAGCUGCAACAACAACGUUACUGAGCAACAACACAACUACAGCUGCAACAACAACGUUACUGAGCAACAACACAACUACAGCUGCAACAACAACAACAUUACUGAGCAACACAACUACAGCUGCAACAACAACAACGUUACUGAGCAACAACACAACUACAGCUGCAACAACAACAAUGUUACUGAGCAAAAACACAACUACACUUGCAACAACAACAGCAUUAAAUAGCUCCACCACAACAACUUUACCUGGCGGUGAAAGAAAGAACAAACCAACAAGGAAACCAAAGCCCAGUCAGCCAAACAAGGACCGCAUAGCUCUUGAAAUUAGGGACCGUGUGACACAAACCAGUGAAAACAAAACAACUGGCCUAUUUCAAGGAAUUGAUGUUUCAUGCGCCAACAAGACUGCAAAAAAAAACACCAAGUGUUUGGUGAUGCUGCAGCUGAAGCAAAGGGUCCCUACAUGUUGUAUUCUCCGUACGCUCUGUGCGGCCAAUAAAACAUCUUCUGAUAUCCACCUGGUGGGAAAAACAGCAAAUAGAAUCGGUCUGCUACAAAAUCAGUGCAAUAGCAAUAUACAAGAGCAAAAGAGUUGCACUUAUACUGGUCAAGCUGGUGCAUCAUGUGAAGAAUCUGCGACUGCAAAUGUGGUUCCUCAACGCAACUCAACUCACUGUGGUGCAGGUAAAUGGAACAACACCUGCAGCUGCUCUGCGUACUGCAAUGGAACUGAUGCAUACUACACUUUUCAGAUUUCAUUACAAGAUUCUAGGAUGAACUUGUCAUAUGUCUUGUCCCUUAUUUCUAAGAUAACACAAAGAUCAAACUGCCCUUCAAGUGCAGAUGUUUCAUGUCCAUUGUCCAUCAUUACAUCUGAAUACAAGGAUGCCAAAGUGGAAUGUGGAAAGACAGCAUCAAAUCUUCUAAGCUGCAGAGUGAUUUUAGGCUUUGGCCAUGAGGUUCCUAUCUGUAACGUGUCGGCAGCCGUGAUGAAUGUGUUUCGGUCUGAGAAAGAAAUCCGUUACAAUGGACAAGUGACCCGAGCAGCAAUUUGUGGAAAUUCAAAAGUCAGCGACAACCCACUUAAAUCCAAGUUCAUGUGGAUUAACAUUAACCUAAAGCCUGCUACCUUUUGUACGACAAUAGAAGAGGCUUACAUACUCUCUUGUCAAAAUGGGACAAAUGUGCUUGUGCAGCUGGACCAGCGGUGUGUUCAGGUGCCGUUUACCACGCCCAGCCCAAAUGUGACAACGGCACAACCAAACACCACCACAACCAGCCCAAAUGUGACAACUGUACAACCAAAUACCACCACAAUCAGCCCAAAUGUGACAACUGUACAACCAAACACCACCACAACCAGCCCAAAUGUGACAACUGUACAACCAAACACCACCACCAUCAGCCCAAAUGUGACAACUGUACAACCAAACACCACUGCAACCAGCCCAAAUGUGACAACUGUACAACCAAACACCACCACCAUCAGCCCAAAUGUGACAACUGUACAACCAAACACCACCACAACCAGCCCAAAUGUGACAACUGUACAACCAAACACCACCACAACCAGCCCAAAUGUGACAACCGCACAACCAAACACCACCACCUCAUCUGUACAUGUAACUUCAUCCCCACUGAGCACAACAGCUCAAACUCUGAAUGCCACCGCCACUGCUGCUAAUGUCACAUUGUCAGCUGAGAGCCAAGCCAAUGCACUGCUUGAGCGGACCGGAGACGUGUCCAACCUAAACUCCAGCCAGGUGGAUCAGCUGGUGUCUCAGCUGGAAAAUCUUUUGUCGGGCCCGACCGUCAGCCUGGCACUGGGGAACACUUCCGUCCACAUCGUCAGCAAUCUGCUGGGUGCCUCUCCUGAGGUGCUGUCCGACUCCUCCAACAGGAUUAUAGGGAUUGUUGAUACAGUGGGGUUGAAGCUGGUCCUUGGCGGAGAGCCUGAGACCCUCUUGUCCCCGGCUGUGGCUCUGUCUGUGAAACCAGCAGAUGGCAGCAACUUUCAAGAAACAUUUUUCUCCAUCUCAGACCCCAAUCAUGUACAGGUCCGUGGGGAUUCCAGGCUCAGAAGGAGUGUGAGAACAGACAUCCCUCAGGGCUCCAUCAGGCUGCCCCCCACUCUCACACAGGACCUGACCAACGAGCAACAGCAGCUGGCCUCCAGAGUCCAGUUCAAUUUCUACCAGGAGAGCACAGUUUACCAGGACAGAUCUUUGGGCACAGAACGCAAACUCAAUAGUGGGAUCCUGGGAGCGAGUGUGGCCAACCUGUCAAUCACAGAACUGCAGGACGAUGUUGUAAUUCACCUGAGGAACACAGAGCCGGUUCCAGCUAAUUUUGUGGCUACAUGUGUUUUCUGGGACUUUACAUUAAAUGACGAAUCAGGUGGUUGGAAUCCAAAAGGCUGUUUUGUCCAAAGCAGCACAGACAACGUGACAGUUUGUGGCUGCAACCAUUUGACCAGUUUUGCUAUAUUGCUGGACCUCUCCAGAGAGCCUCUAGUCAGUCGUGUACAGGCCACCAUACUCACAUUUAUCACGUAUAUUGGCUGUGGAAUCUCUGCCAUCUUCCUGUCCAUCACCCUCCUCACUUAUUUGGCCUUUGGGAAGUUGCGGAAGGACAUUCCAUCCAAAAUCCUAAUCCAGCUGUGCCUGGCGCUGCUGCUGCUGAACCUGGUCUUCAUGGUGGAUGCGUGGCUGGCGCUCUACCCAGACGCUGUGGGCCUCUGCAUAUCCACCGCAUUGUUCCUUCACUACUUCCUGCUGGUUACCUUCACCUGGAUGGGACUUGAGGCUGUCCACAUGUACCUGGCCCUUGUGAAAGUCUUCAAUAGCCACAUAUCACGCUACAUGCUGAAGUUCUCGCUGGUCGGCUGGGGCGUCCCCAUGAUUGUGGUAAUAAUUGUCAUUGCAAUUGACAAGGACAACUACGGUCUGGUCUCCUAUGGGAAGUUUCCAGAUGGCACUAGUGAUGAUUUCUGCUGGCUGAAAAAUGACAUUGCUUUCUAUGUGGCAGUGGUGGCCUAUUUCUGCUUCAUUUUUGUGUUCAACCUUGCCAUGUUCGUUGUGGUGUUGAUCCAGCUGUGUCGGAUAAAGAGGCAGAACCCUCACAAUGCGCAGCACCGUACCACGCUGCAGGAUGUGCGCAGUGUGGCGGGGAUAAUGAUCCUCCUGGGCUUUACUUGGGGCUUUGCCUUUUUUGCCUGGGGCCCCGUUAACCUGCCAUUCAUGUACCUCUUUGCCAUCUUUAACUCCUUGCAAGGUUUCUUUAUAUUCGUGUUCUUCUGUGCGGUGAAGGAGAAUGUGAGGAAGCAGUGGAGGACCUACCUGUGCUGCGGCAGAAUGAGGUUAGCAGAGAACUCAGAAUGGAGCCGCACUGCAACACAGAAGACAGUGAAGGCAUCAGUGACCGGACUAACAUCUCUUCAUUCCUCAAAGUCCUCCAAGUCCAACAACUCAUCCAGCUCCUCCUCUUUCCUCGUCAGUGACUCUUCAGAGCAGAUUAGUGGCAUUGGUAGCCCAUUUGAAGACAGAGCAAUCACAGCGGACGAAGACCCCAGUACGGAUGUGGUCCUCAACGAGAUCAACAGGCAGUACAGACACCUACCAGUGCCCUGAUCCAGGCCAAGGACAGGACAGACUGUUUAAUGGCUCUUAUUUUGAAAUACUUGUAUGUAAUGUUAAUAGAGUAAUUUAUGCACCGUCCAUCUGCAUGUCACAUCUAUCACACGACUUGUAAUGGGAAAUGGAAAUCCUGCAUUAUACAUGACACUUGAUUUUUUUUACACACUUUUCUAUAUUCAUACUUUUCUUAAUUGUAUUUGCACUUGAACAACCUCUAUUCCUUCGUACAGUGAUGUUAUAAGAAGUCAUAUCCCAAUGGUACGUUGCAUACACUGAUGUUGACCCACUGGUCAACAAGUCAAUAUCAGGACAUCACAACAGAUGUGUACCAGUUUUGACUGUAAAUGACUUUUUUGUAAUUGUCAAAUAAAAGGAAUUAUGUCCA
Messenger RNA from Sebastes umbrosus (honeycomb rockfish), 4664 nucleotides. Its product is annotated as adhesion G-protein coupled receptor G2. Gene Ontology annotation, biological process: cell surface receptor signaling pathway; adenylate cyclase-activating G protein-coupled receptor signaling pathway. Bases 80 to 4273 code for a protein of 1397 amino acids. The record is from RefSeq and is a predicted model, not a curated record. Gene Ontology annotation, molecular function: G protein-coupled receptor activity. Gene Ontology annotation, cellular component: membrane. The transcript is spliced from 30 exons. Lineage: Eukaryota; Metazoa; Chordata; Actinopteri; Perciformes; Sebastidae.